AUGUUCAACGCACCUCGACGAAUGGGUGGAGCACCUAUCUCAUCAUCGGCAUUCUUAUCUUCACCUGGGUUAUCAAGUUCAGGAUACAACGAUCCAUUAGCCUCGUCUACUCCUGUACCUGGUCAUGCCGGAUUUGGUGAUGUUGAUCCAUGGUCUGCAGUCCCUAGUCCAGCUAGAUCUGGGACUCCUAGGGGUAGUGUCGAAGAGAUAAGAGAAGGUAUUACUGCAAAUACUUCUUCUGGAAGAGAAGGCUUAAAUGGACUCAUAAAUGAUCCACCUGCUGUCUAUGUAUCGCUGUUUGAUCAACUCGAACCCAACGCAUUAGGAAGCGUAUCGUUGGCUUCUGUACAUAGAUUACUUUCUACUUCCAAACUACCAGCGACGACGGUUGAGAAGAUAAUCAACCUCACAUCUCGUGAUAAAUCAUCUUUGACAAGACAAGAAUUCUUUUGUGCUUUGGCAUUAGUCGCAUACGCACAAUCAUCACCUGCUGAAGAUGAUGAUAUCUCAAUUGAGAAAUUAUCAGCUUCAUUACCUCAUCUUCCUUUACCUGAUUUGAAGCCUUCUUCUUCAUCUUCUCUUCCGUCUCCCACCAACCAUAUCAACAAUGAUAACAUGCUGUCUGCACCCUCGAAUGGAUUCGAAUCAAGUGACAUAAAUCAUCCGAUUACACCUUCAGCUUCAACAGCUUUCAACGCAUGGGAUACGGCGCCUCGUGAAAAUGGAUUCCAGAUUCCUGCGUCGGAUACGUUACCUGGUCCAGGUCAAGGUCACAUAUCAAGUGGAUACAGUGGAAAUGGAAGCGCAUUUAGAUCAGAUGGAAUUGUAGAUGAAAGUCAAUUAGGGUAUUGGAAGAAAUUGGAAACGGUGGAUGUGACUCUAAUACCAGAAAAAGAAGGGUGGUUCUUGCAGAAAUACAGAGUUGAAUCGGACAAACGCUCAAGUGGUGCUGUAUCAAGAAGAUACAGUGAUUUCGUUUGGUUAUUAGAUUGUCUCAUCAAACGCUACCCAUUCCGAUUGUUACCAGCUUUACCGCCAAAACGCAUAGGAGCCGAUGCAACAUUCCUUGAAUCACGCCGCAAAGCAUUAAGACGAUUCAUAAAUUUCGUUGUGAAUCAUCCAGUCUUAAAAGAUGAUGGCGCAUUGAAUGUGUUCCUGACAGAACCGUCGUUCGAAUCAUGGAGGAAAAGGACCAAAGUUUCAACAGAAGAAGAAUCUUCCAGCAAGAAAUUGAAUCCUGCACAAGAAAUGGCUAUCCCAUCAGAUCUAGACGAGAAAUUAGGUAUAUUAAGAGGCAAUCUACCUGUUAUAUUAGGAUCCUAUCAGAAAUUAGUCGUCCUAGCGGAACGCGGAUUAGCGAGACUACAAGUACAUUCAGGUGAUUCAAGUAGGAUAGCUAUGAGUCUUCAAAGUAUAGGUGAAACUAUCAAUAAAAGUUGUUUUAGAUGUUUACCUGAGAAUAACCAAGGUUGUUCUUUAUGUCAAGGUGUAAGUAAUGGACUAGGUGAAAUAGGUGAAAGUUGGACUAGAGCAGCCGAAGAAGAUGAGAAAAGGGUAACGGUAAUCACAAAGCAUAUCGAAUCUCUCAAAUCGACUCGCGAUCUAUAUUUAUCAUUCAGAGAUCUGUACAUCAGGCACGACAAGUUAUCGAAAGAUAAUGUCGAGGCACUGAGGAAGAAGGUGGAUAGUAGAACCAAGAAGAUUGACAGUUUGAAGAAUGCUGCGAAACCUGGCUGGGAAAGUGAAGUUGAUAAGCUUGUUGCAGCAACCGACCAAGACAACUCUUCAAUAAGCAAUUCACUGUCACGUAGGGUAUUUAUCAGAGCCUGUAUGUGGCAUGAACUAUCGGUCGUGCAUCAUUCUCGUCAAGCUGCUCAGACGACACUAGGCUGGAGAGAAUUCACUCAAGAUCAAAUUCAUGGUAUCAAGCAAUUAGAAAGUGUCUGGGAGGGAUUGAAGGAAAGACUAGAAGGAAUGCCAAUUGAUUAG
This is a messenger RNA of Kwoniella shivajii, 1989 nucleotides long. RefSeq lists its product as uncharacterized. The coding region runs from base 1 to 1989 and encodes 662 amino acids. The record is from RefSeq and is a predicted model, not a curated record. Gene Ontology annotation, cellular component: early endosome membrane. Gene Ontology annotation, biological process: early endosome to Golgi transport; intracellular protein transport. NCBI's taxonomy places the organism in Eukaryota, Fungi, Basidiomycota, Tremellomycetes, Tremellales, Cryptococcaceae. Gene Ontology annotation, molecular function: protein binding; phosphatidylinositol binding. The transcript is spliced from 8 exons.